Molecule: messenger RNA, 605 nt
Organism: Oppiella nova
Lineage: Eukaryota; Metazoa; Arthropoda; Arachnida; Sarcoptiformes; Oppiidae
Source: the annotation of a GenBank genome assembly
CUCACUAUAAAAUUAACAAAUUUAGUAACACUAUGUCUGACAAACCCGGGUAUAGUCCCUCAAGUGGUAAGGACUCAAAGGGAAAUACAUCCGGUGGUGGGUCAGCUACCGGGACCUAUAAGUCCAACAACAACUAUGGCGUGAGUACCAAGGGGGUUAAUUUUGCUGGCCAUAAAGUGGAUAAUCGCAAGACAUCUUAUGAUGUCAUAUCCAGGAGUCGGUGUAAGAGGUGUCGUCUCAUUAAAUGCUAUGAAAUGGGAAUGAAAAAGACCAAUAGACAGAAACGGGAAUUGAAUGCAAAGUCUAUGAAUACCACUCGAGACUCGACCACAACAUCGAGUAGUAGUCUAUCGGAUGAGAGUAUGAGCUAUACUUCGCACACAAACACCACUUCACAGCACAUUCACUACACAGACAUCACAUCCCACACCAAACACACCAUUCAGUACACCAAUGGUUACCACAAACACAGCACAGAUCUGCAGACCAUAGUCUCCAAGCACCUCAUGACUGACAUCCAUAUACCUGAUGGACAGUCGUUUUCAGUCAUACCUAUCCAUCGACCGCUUAUGGACUACAGAAACCAAUUCAAUGAGUUAGAGGGC